AUGGAUCGUCCUCAAUCACCAGAUUCUGCUCUACAAGUAGACAGGCACAGCGUCUUUUCAAGUUCACACUCUAAAUCCCCUUCUGAUGUCGAGUCUGCGAAAAACAAAGCAAUUCUGACCGCGCAGACAAACGAAUUCGGCUAUGUCCAGGAAAUGCCCAAGCACCGCUCACUAGCGAGUAUUUUGUUUCUUGCGGUGGCUAUUGCUGCUAUACCUUAUGGUCUCUCGACAACAAUCCUCUAUCCACUCACAAACGGCGGCUCGAGUGCUGUCAUCUGGGGCUGGGUGAUGAUGGCGGUGAUAACGCAGUGCGUUGCUGUCAGUCUGGCUGAGAUAUGCUCUCGCUAUCCAGUGGCUGGUGGGGCAUACUAUUGGUCGUACAUGCUCAGUCCGCCGCGCUACGCGAAGCUCAACUCGUACAUCUGCGGAUGGGUGUAUCUAGUCGGCAACUGGACGGUCACCCUCGCCGUCAACUUCGGUACCACGCAGCUCUUCCUCGGCGGGCUCAACCUGCUCUAUCCUGACUUUGUAGCCAACCAAUGGCAGACGGUGCUGACAUUCUGGGCAUUGUCUAUAGUGACGACAGUGAUAAGCUGCGUUCCUGGCAAGUAUCUCAAGUAUCUCGACCACUUCUGUCUCGUGUGGACAGUCGCAGGGCUGCUCGCUAUCCUCGUCGGGCUCUCUGUGAGAGCUGGCGCAGGGCGCAGGAGUGCGCGCUGGGUGUUCGGCGCUUUCGAUAAUGCAGAAAGCGGCUGGCCUAGUGGAUGGUCCUUCUUUAUUGGACUGCUUAUGGGCAGCUAUACACUCAGCUCAACAGCCAUGAUUAGCUCUAUGUGCGAGGAGGUCCUCGAUGCAGACACGGUUGUCCCUCGCGCUAUAAUGGCCAAUAUCCCACUCUCUUUUGGCACCGGACUUAUCUUUCUCCUCCCGCUCCUCUUCACGAUGCCCGCUGUGGAUGCUGUCCUCGAGGGCACGAGCGGCCAGCCUGUCGUCGAAUGCUUCCGCUAUGUGAUGGGAUACGAGGGCGGGGCAUUUGGGCUAUUUUUUAUCGUCUUCUUGAUUGGUAUCUUUUCAGGUAUAGGUUGCACUACAGCGGCAAGUCGCCUCACUUGGGCAUUCGCCCGCGACAAUGCUAUACCGUUCAGCGGGCUGAUUAAGCAGGUCAACCCAACACUCGAACUCCCCUUUAACGCUAUCCUCCUGUCUACAGCCGUGCAGAUGGUGCUUGGGUGUGUUUAUUUCGGUUCGACAGCCGCAUUUAAUGCGUUUUCCUCGGUCAGCGUUAUCUGUCUGGGUUGCUCCAAUCUCGUCCCAAUCACGAUAUCAUUCUGUGAAGGUCGACAUGCUAUCAGCGAUGCAAAAUUUAACGCGGGUAAGUUAGGCGGAGUGUGUAACGUCGUCAGUAUCGCUUGGUUCGCUUUCGCUAUUCCCCUCUUCUGCUUCCCGACCACAGCUCCACCGACUAAGGAAAGUAUGAACUACGCCUCUGUCGUCUUUGUUGGGUUCCUCGCCAUUAGCGCUGCUUACUAUCUUGCUUACGGGAGGAAGAAGUUUGAUGGCCCGCCGACGACCCACUUUAAGGAGUAG
Messenger RNA from Wallemia ichthyophaga EXF-994, 1587 nucleotides. RefSeq names its product Choline transport protein. Gene Ontology annotation, molecular function: transmembrane transporter activity. The transcript has 2 exons. The record is from RefSeq and is a predicted model, not a curated record. NCBI's taxonomy places the organism in Eukaryota, Fungi, Basidiomycota, Wallemiomycetes, Wallemiales, Wallemiaceae. Gene Ontology annotation, biological process: transmembrane transport. Gene Ontology annotation, cellular component: membrane. Bases 1 to 1587 code for a protein of 528 amino acids.